This is a messenger RNA of Exophiala bonariae, 1089 nucleotides long. RefSeq lists its product as uncharacterized. The transcript is spliced from 2 exons. NCBI's taxonomy places the organism in Eukaryota, Fungi, Ascomycota, Eurotiomycetes, Chaetothyriales, Herpotrichiellaceae. The coding region runs from base 1 to 1089 and encodes 362 amino acids. The record is from RefSeq and is a predicted model, not a curated record.
AUGAAUUAUGCUCGGCCUGUGGUUGGACUACGUACGAUCAACUCGGGUCCUACCUUCCCCGGGGAUCAACCAAACGAUGGCGGACUCGGAAAUGAGUACACGACAUGGAAGUUUCUGCGCGAACAACCAGGUCUCAAUAUUCCACUGGUGAAAGAGAUGAAACGUUUUACAGAUCCCGAAGAUCCCAUACAGUUCACAUUGAUCUCACGAGCUCCGGGCGUGGAGUUAGCUUCGAUCUGGUACACCUUAUCUCCAGAACAAAAGUCUGGAUACAGAGAUCAAUUGGUCAAUGUCCUUAAACAACUCCGACAAUAUACGUCACCUUCUCCCCAAAAGAUUAAUGGCGAUAAACUUGAUGAUGGUGUGUUGAUCUGUAGGACCAUUCAUCCUCCCACCUGUUUUAAAAUUGGAUCCACAGAUGAAGAAUGGCUGGAAGAUCUAUCGGAAACAAUGCGUGCUGGAAUAUCCGCUCAAUAUGGUGACUCUCAAGAUGAGGGACUCGUUGAGAAGAAACUCCAGGAAAUGAAGGACAACUUCCCAAGCGGAGCACCAUAUACUCUGACCCAUGGAGAUCUGAACCUCACCAACAUUAUUGUCAAGGAUGACAAAAUCCAAGCCAUCAUCGACUGGGAGCAGUCAGGAUACUGUCCUUGGUGGGCGGAGAGGUAUCUUUCCAAAGUUGCCGGUGGCGCCUAUAUGAACGAGCUCUUCGAAGGGGUUUGGGAGAAGGUACAGCCCGAAAUCUCCGACAGUGCCUUUGCGCUGAUCAUUGAAAAAAUUGUGCCGGUCCGCAAAGCUUUGAGCCGAGCGCGGGUAUGGCAUGACCACCAAAGACAUGGCUUUUUGCGACCCCCUUUUUGCAAAUGCAAGCCUAUUGGUGGCAUCAUUAGAGCACAAUUCCUUGAGCCGUUCACACAUACAGUGGCAGAUUGGAGAAAUCAAUCAGAGCCAGAUACCAUGGACUGGAUCGUUAACGUGAGAGACCCAAAAGUGGACGAAAAAUGUGACCAGAGUACUCCCACACCGAAACCGUCGCCAGCUUCGGCACCUUGGUUUGCAACAGAAGUGCCGCCCGGAAAAAAAGAAUGA